This is a messenger RNA of Oreochromis aureus, 1295 nucleotides long. Its product is annotated as class I histocompatibility antigen, F10 alpha chain-like. The record is from RefSeq and is a predicted model, not a curated record. Gene Ontology annotation, biological process: immune response. Gene Ontology annotation, cellular component: external side of plasma membrane. The transcript is spliced from 6 exons. NCBI's taxonomy places the organism in Eukaryota, Metazoa, Chordata, Actinopteri, Cichliformes, Cichlidae. The coding region runs from base 123 to 1160 and encodes 345 amino acids.
GUUGAUUUAGUUGUAGCUUCCAGUGAGACUUCAGUCUGACACGCCCACACUCCACAGGUUCAGGACGAAGCUUGUUUCAAAUCUGCUGACAAAGGUUUGAGCUCCAGGAUUUUCAGAACAAAAUGAAGUUGCUUGCACUGCUCCUCUUCUGUAACACUGCGUCUUCAGUGAAAUACUCCCUGAAAUAUUUCCUCACUGCCACGUCUGGACUCCCAGACUUCCCGGAGUUUGUGGCUUCUGCUUCGGUUAAUGGAGUUCAGGUGGGUUACUGUGACAGCAACAUCAGGACAGCCGAACCCACACAGGACUGGAUGAAAAAACUAGUAAAAGACGACCCUCAGCACCUGGACUGGUAUUCUGAGAAGUGUUUCGGAAAUCAGCAGGUCUUCAGAGCCAACAUUGAUAGCUUGAAGCAACGCUUAAACCAGACUAGAGGUCCUUACAUCUUACAGAGGAUGAAUGGCUGUGAAUGGGACGAUGAGACUGAAGAAAUUAAAGGUUUUAAUCAGUACGGUUACAAUGGUGAGGACUUCAUAGCACUGGACCUGCAAACACUAACAUGGAUCGCUCCCAAACCACAGGCUGUCAUUACAAAACUGAAAUGGGAUGCUGAAAAAGCUCGAUUAGAGCACAACAAGAACUACUACAUCAACAGGUGCCCCGACUGGCUGAAGAAGUAUGUGAAAUAUGGGAGGAGCUUUCUGCAGAGAUCGGUUCUUCCCUCAGUUUCUCUCCUGCAGAGGAGUCCUUCAUCUGUAGUCAGCUGCCACGCUACAGGUUUCUAUCCUCACAGAGCCAAAAUGUUGUGGAGGAAAGAUGAAGAGGAGUUUCAUGAUGGUGUGGACAAAGGACAGAUCCUCCCCAACCAUGACGGGAGCUUCCAGACGAGUGUUCAGCUGAAUGUUUCAUCAGUUAAGCCAGGGGAUUGGAGCAGGUAUGACUGUGUGUUUCAGCUCGCCGGUGCAGAGACAGACAUCAUCACCAAACUGGACAAAAAAGUGAUCCACACCAACAGUGUUUCUCUCUCAGAGUUUCCUGUGGGUCCUGCUGUUGGAGCUGCUGUUGGAGUUUUACUCCUCCUGGCAGUCUUUGGAUUCUUUAUCUGGAAAAGAAACAGUCAAGGGUUCCAGCUUGCUGACAGUGAGGAAACAACAAAUUGAUCUUGUUUUUUCAUUUUGGGAAACCACACAGUGACGACAUUUAUCUGAACAGGUGAACAGUGACGGGCUCAGUUUAGAACAGCAAUGCAUCCAUGAAAUGCUUCAACAAAAUUACAGAGACUUUGUGUGUGUGUG